Amphimedon queenslandica is the source of this 3333-nucleotide messenger RNA. RefSeq lists its product as uncharacterized. The record is from RefSeq and is a predicted model, not a curated record. Bases 1671 to 2582 code for a protein of 303 amino acids. Lineage: Eukaryota; Metazoa; Porifera; Demospongiae; Haplosclerida; Niphatidae. The transcript is spliced from 4 exons.
AAUAUAUAUUUGAAUGUGAGCUUACAGAUAAGCAACAUGUGAAAUGAUGGUCAAGCGCAACAAAUUUAUUUGACCAUAAAGUGACAUACAUGCAUAAUAUUAUGCAUAUAUAAUCGCAAUGCAUGUAUAAUGUAUGCAAAUAUAAUAUUUUGUAUGCAUAUUAGUAAUAGCUGGGUUGUAAAUGUACUAUUGUUUUGCGAGUAUACAUAGAGUACAAUACUAGAGUUUGAGAAAAAUGUAGACUACAUCAGUGAAAUCUUAUGAUUGUCAGUUUUGUGAAAGUAACCUCUACUGUACGUGUACUUGUAUAAUUGAUGUUUCAGAUGUGCUGUUAGAAUUCAUUACGAUGUGCUUGGUCUCUGGCCUCCUGAUGAAAAAUUGGUAGUCUGACAAAAAAAUUGGUUAAUGUUGGCUCAGCCUCACAAGUCACUAAAGGAGAUGUGCUACAGAUGCCCACUCUUGCAAAAACCAUGAUGGUAUUUAUGAUUAAGAGCCUAUUAUCUGGUUUUCGCUUCCCAUAUCUUCUACUUCCAUGUGCUAGUAAUGGGUGUCACUUUUGAUGGUCUUUCAAUUAAUCGCCGUCUUUUGAAGAUUCAUGAUCAAUCACCUAAGUGCAUAAAUAAAGUGAAGAAUGAUUGUAUAUGCUACUGAGAAAAGGUAUAUUUAUUUUUUUCUGACACACCACAUCUAAUUAAAACAACUCUAAACUGCUGGAAUUCUAAAGUACGGUCAUUAUGGCGUAAGGGAAAGGAUAUUUCUUGGGAUCACCUGAAAAGAUUGUAUGAGUCAGAUAAAGGAAAAGCAUCAGGCCUUUCAAUGGCUCACAAAUUAAAGCACGAGCAUAUUUAUUUAAAUUCAUUCUCUAAGAUGCAUGUUGAUCUAAUAUCACGGGUAUAAUGUACACGUUAUUACACAAUUUUAAUGAAAUGUAGGUACUGAGUAACUCCGUUUCAAUGGCUUUGAUGUUAGUACUGGAGGAUGAAGCAUCGGAAACAUCAUUGUUUGCAUCUAUGUUUAAUAGAUUUUUUGACAUGCUCAAUGUCAGUAAUUAUACCAAUGGCACUAGAUAUAGAAACCCCACUAUAUACCCAUACAGACAUGGUAAUGAUCAUAGGUUAAAGGUGGGUUGUUGGCUGUACAUAUGCAUAAUUACACCUAGCUAUAAUUGUAAUAGUGGUUAGAACAAGAUUUUAUUCAAUUUCUUGAUGAAUGGGAAGAUUCAGUUGAAAACAAAGAAGGGUUUUCUAAAGCAGAAAAGAAUUUAAUCUUGCUCAGUCAUGAAACUAGAGUUAGAUUACGUAUUACAGGUAAAUAUAAAAAUAAUACAUUUCAGUUUAGAUCUAAUUGUAUUCAAAAUAUAAUGCGCUCAUUUGUGGAACUUGUGAGGUAUAUAUUCUCUAUACCAUCAAACAAAGGUCUGGCUUUUUGAGUCAAAAUAUAUGUCGAGACCCACUUGAAAAUUUAUCUAUGAUGGUAUACGGUAGGCAUACUGUAUAUUGGGGCUAUAUAGUAUCUGCAUAAUAUGAGCGAACCCUGGUAUACGGUAGGGGCAUCACGUGAGAUCACUUGAGUUGCAUGUUGAGACUUGAGAUAAAAGUCAUAAAACUCACAAAAGCAAAGUUGAAAGUUGCCUUGAGCCGAGUUUUAUCCUUUUUGAAUUUCCUCCUGUGAUGGCUGCACGAUCAGUUCGUGAAAGAAAAUUAGACACUUCGCCUCACAGUUACAUUUCUCACAGUAAACUUCCUAGGCCCCCCAGUGCUACUGCUCUGGCAAGAUGUUAUGGAGUGCGUAAUACAGCCUAUUUUGAUCUUGAGUGGUCAUCUGAAAGUUAUUCACAUGCUGAUUACGGUAUUGAGGAAGACAAUAAGUGCACUCUGAAAGCUGUAGGGUCUAAGGUAGGUUUGUCACCAGCAUGUGACAAGUUAUUUCAAGGAGACGAAGAAUCUGAAGAAGGGCCGGGACAGCUUGAAGAAGUGAAAGAAGACAAAAUUGACCAAAUAAAGGCAACAAGACGAAGUGAAGGGUAUGCAAAAGAAGUCCUGUUGUGGCAUUUGUCGGACACACAGGAUGAUCAAUACGAAAUUGAUAAAGCUAUCCUCAAAGUAAAUGAGCUACCUACUCUGUUAUCUAACACAUUAGAGAGGCCUGAUAUCGUACUUUAUUCUCACAAUCACAAAAAGUUAAUUACUACUUUUGAAGUUUUAUCAUCACCGAUCAUGGAAUUCACCAUUUAUAAAUCGAUUAUUGGGGUGGCGAAUGUGAUUCGGCUUCUGAAAUGUAGGAAUAAAUCAUUUAACUAUUUUACCUGUUUCACAUUACCUAGUAUUCAGUCAGCUGGUGUAAUUGUUAAAGUCAGUGUAGAGUGGAAAGAUCUUAAGUUUUGGGUUAGUUUGACCUGUUAUGAGGACAUUGAAGAAGGCUUGAAAGCUAUUAAUGACAUAUAUAUACAGCAAACAAGUAACCUACCUGAUUUGCCGACUGAUGUAUCAGAAACUUUAAUCGAAAUAGAAGCAUCAGAUCUAGCAUUUUUGAAACUACCCAGUUGUAAGCCUAUACCAUCUGUAAGGCAUGUAAUGUUUUAAUUUACAUCUGAACUUGCGGAACAAAACAUCUACCAAGUUUUGUAUGAUCCGGAGGAAAAAAAUCUCUUCAAGGUAACUAGUGAUAUGUCUUCUUCUCCUACAAAAUUUAUUCAUUGACAACUUGUCAAGGAAUAUCCUUACGUCAUUUACUCUUACAAGAAAGUACCAUACGGACCUUUGAGUAUUGUUGAGGCUUCUGAAUGCUUAAAGUAUUUGCUGCUGUCAAUUAAAGAAGCUCUUGAAGAGUUACAUUCUUGUGGUUUGAGACACAAUGACCUCAGAUUACCAAACAUGUGCUUUUAUAGUGAGUACGAAGCGAUAUUAAUUGAUUUGGAUACCUGUACUCCUGCUGAAUAAUGUCAUCCAUCAUUUUCAGGUGCAAACAGUUGCAUGUACAAAGCUCAGCAUUUGCCUCAUGAUGGGAAUACUGACUACAUGCAACUGGGAUGGUUAAUAGUUAAUGUACUAGAUCCUGCAGGUGACAAACACAAUAAAAAGUAUGAGGAGAUACGAGAGGAAAUUCAAAAGUGUGAAUUUGUGUCACAUUUAAUUAAAGAAGGAAAAUGGAAUGAUAUCUUCUUCCAAUCAUUUCAACAAGGAGCGGGUGAGACACUUGAAGAUGUUCUUCGCAAAUUGUAUGACAUAUAAUAUAAUAUGACAUUAAUUUCACUGUUUUAAUUAUUCAAGUUUGUAAUUUUCACAUUGAUUGUAUGUGUAGUAGUUCUAUCUUUCUUAUUAAAUAGUUUUAAUU